ACAAACGCUUCGCGGUUUUAGAACGAGAGGGAACUCUGUCGCGUGCGGACCGUGGCGCGUCUCGCCGUCCCCCCGAUCGCGUUGACACCUGCAGCUCGGUGGACACGCCCACCCCCGCUCACCCCCGCCACUGACGCGGGGACGGUCCGGGAAGGAGGGGCUUCGCGUCGUGUAAAUUGUGUACGGCGUUAGUGGUGUUUGUGUACUCGGCGCGCUCGGUGCGACUCCUGUUUGUGUAUCGGUCCAGCCCGGCCCCGUGUGCGCCAGGGCGGAGCUGUUUGUGUGAUGCGCUCCGUGUUUUGGUGAUACGGCCCAAAUAUUGAAAGUGAACAGUGUGUGUGCGUCCGCGGCUCGCGUGUCCCGGUGCGGCGGGACCCAAGCGAAGGUUCGGUGGGGCAGGUCAGGUCUGGCCCGGUCUGAUUAUGAAGUUGAACGUAAAUGUUUAGCCGCGCAACAAAUGUUUGCAAGGAGCUGAGCCAAACAACAUGAUCAAGUGCGAGGAGCCCGGGCAGCUCGGAUCACUGGGCUCGCUCGGGCCGCUGCCGCUGUCCAGUCUCGGGGACCCGUCCGGGGGCUCGGGACAGCUCGUCGGCCAGCUCCACCUGCAGCAGCACCUGCAGCACCUGUACCAGCAGCACCCUGGAGUCAUCCACCACCACGCCAGCGGCCACCAUGGCCCCGUGGCGCUCGAAUCUCCGCCGCCCCCGCAGCUGCACCACCACAACGGCCUUCAUCACCAGCUGUCUCCGCACCUGCAGCAGACGUCGCACCUGCAGCACACCUCGCACCUGCAGCACCGGCCUCAAAUGUUACCCGAGGAACCAUCCCCCGGCAACCAGUGCGCGGACAAGGACAACAAGGCCCCCCUGAACGAGCCGCCGCCCACUCCGGCCGCGGGGGGCGGCACCGCCAUGCCGGCCAAGAAGAGCAACUCCGGGCUGCGGCGCCAGGAGAAGCCGCCCUACUCGUACAUCGCGCUCAUCGUCAUGGCCAUCCAGCACUCGCCCGUGAAGCGGCUCACGCUCAGCGAGAUCUACACGUUCCUGCAGCAGAAGUUCUCCUUCUUCCGCGGCUCGUACCAGGGCUGGAAGAACUCGGUGCGCCACAACCUGUCCCUCAACGAGUGCUUCAUCAAGCUGCCCAAGGGGCUGGGUCGGCCGGGCAAGGGCCACUACUGGACCAUCGACCCCGCCUCGGAGCUCAUGUUCGAGGAGGGCUCGUACCGUCGGCGGCCGCGGGGCUUCCGGAGGAAGUGCCAGGCCAUCCAGGCCGUGCAGGCGGUGCAGGCGCUGCGGCCCGAGCUGCGGGCGCACCAGGCGCUGCACCAGUACCACCACCCGCCGCCCGCCACCGCCUUCUUCAACGGCGGCAACAUGCUGGCCGCGCACGGCGCCGUGCACGGCAUGGACGUGUCGUCCCAGACGCACCAGCCCAUGUACGACGUGCACCAGCAGGCCUGCGGGCCGUCCUGCGGGCCUUCCUCGCAGGACUACACGUACGGCUCGUACGACUACGGCAUGGCCUACCAGCAGAGCCUGGUGGACUCUACGGCGGCCGCCCCCGGGGCGCAGUGGUCGCCGUACGGCAUGGCCAUGGACGGCGGCUACAUGAAGGCGCCGCCCAGCCCCGUCGACCCCAUCCCCGGCGGCCCGAGCCCCGCUCCCCACGGCCACGGCGCGCCCAGCCCCGCGCACAUGGACCUCGGCAGGCCCGCCACGCCGCCCGCCUACUCCACGUACCAGUACGGCCUGCAGACCUGCAUCACGCUCCCUGACCACCACGGGUCCCGGAGCAACAUGCAGCAGCACUGCGACCGCAAGCCCUUCAGCUCGUCGCCCAUGGUGCCCGGGCUGGGCCCGCCCCCGGGCUCUCCGCAGGGGCUCGCCGUCGGGACCGGCGCGUCCACGGGGCCCGGAGGGCCGCUCACCAUGUCCUCGGCGGUGCCCAGCACACUGCCCUCCCCGCCCGCCGCGAACACCGCUCACAUAUUCUACGACUCCGUCAAGUACUCUACAGCUUCGUGACAAAAACACCCCCCUGUGUGUGUGUGGACUACCUAUAUAGUUACGUGUUAAGUUGAGUUUGAAACAAUAACUCCCAGUGAAAUGCCUGCGAUACGCUAGUCAGAUAAGUGGUUGACGAAACGGCACAAGGUGUGCCAAAUGUAUUUGUAAAGUUUGAUGUAAAAAGUUGAAAAAUAAUACAAAUUUGUGAAAUGUCGAAAUGA
This is a messenger RNA of Frankliniella occidentalis (western flower thrips), 2227 nucleotides long. Its product is annotated as forkhead box protein F1-B-like. The coding region runs from base 486 to 2024 and encodes 512 amino acids. NCBI's taxonomy places the organism in Eukaryota, Metazoa, Arthropoda, Insecta, Thysanoptera, Thripidae. The transcript has 2 exons. Gene Ontology annotation, cellular component: nucleus. Gene Ontology annotation, molecular function: RNA polymerase II cis-regulatory region sequence-specific DNA binding; DNA-binding transcription factor activity, RNA polymerase II-specific. Gene Ontology annotation, biological process: animal organ morphogenesis; regulation of transcription by RNA polymerase II. The record is from RefSeq and is a predicted model, not a curated record.